CCUCGCAUGUAUGACGAAGAUGGCGAAAGAGUGUAUGUUAUUCGAGCACUACUGGACCAGCGUCGCCAAGGUGGACGCAAGCAGUACCUCUGCUCAUGGGUGGAUCUGCCUGAAAGCGAGAACUCUUGGGAGUUCGAAGAUGAAAUCAACCAUGUCAGCCACUGGGACGCACUGCUGAAGGAUCUCAAGAAUAAGCAGCGCCGUGCUCCGCCGACCCGCAGACGCAGAUAA
Messenger RNA from Phytophthora sojae, 231 nucleotides. RefSeq lists its product as hypothetical. The record is from RefSeq and is a predicted model, not a curated record. The annotation marks the transcript as partial. Lineage: Eukaryota; Oomycota; Peronosporomycetes; Peronosporales; Peronosporaceae. The transcript has a single exon.